CACCUUUGACCGCGAUCUCUGUUGCGGCUGCCACCAAAAAUUAUCCAUGCCUUCGCCCUCCGCAAAUUCCUCCUACAAUCCUUUCUCUCUUCUACCUGCUGUCGACUCCAUGACAGACAGGAUUUGAACACAUAUUUACUCAUGUCGUCCAGGGUCACCCGCUCGUCCGCCCGUCAAGCCGCGAGCCAAAGAGCAGCGUCUGCGAAUCCAACCACGACCGCCGGUGCUCCCUCAUCCGCACCGGCGCCGCCGCCGCCGAUUCCACCGACUCCGACGCCGGCACCGAGCGGCCGGAAGCGAAAAAACCAUACCAGCCCGCCGCAGGUUGCCAUCGAGUCACCUUCAUCAACCCGUAGAUCCAAGCGACAGCGUGUGACACAGGCGUUACCACAUCCGCAGCCGUCCCCGGCCUCAGCAGCGACUCCAUCUUCUUCUCGCCGCAGGAAGGGCAAAGCUCCCGCAACUAUGUCGAGCCCAGGAUCCCCGACAAGUCCUGCGAGCCACCUGGACAAUCCAACCUCUGCAUCGUCCAGUCGGCGAUCCAGCCGGAACAAGAAGAGUGCGUCAACCGCCAAAGAUGAUCCAACUGCCCCCGCUACUAGCUCGAACCGGCGAUCGAAACGGACUGCCCACAACGAUGCAGCCCCGCAGGACCAGGAUGUGGUAAUGGGCGGUACCGAAGAACACCAAAAAGCAUCGGUGGCUCCGCCGCCGCCGCCGCCUCCUCCCGAGGACCGAGUUCCUGAGGACAGUGAAGAGAAUGACGAGGAUGAGGAGGGCUUGCGACGCUACGAUGAUGACGACGAUGACGAGGAUGCCGAUCCCUUCAGCGGCUUCGGCGGCCCAGGAGGAUCGGUCCCAGGCCUGAGUAACACUCUUCGGACCUUGACCGGCAUGGUCUCCGGCACAUCUGCGAGGCUGCGAGAUAUCUUGAACAACCUUCGGCAGAAGGGUGACCCCACGAUGCAGCUCAUUGCCUUGCAAGAGCUCUCUGAGCUUUUGCUCAUCCACAACGAGGACACGCUCUCGGGGCACUUCUCGCCGGAUGCUUUUGUGAAGGAGCUGGUAGCUUUGAUGCAGCCAAACGAGCUCACGGGGGAGGAGAACCCAGAGAUCAUGCUGUUGGCUUGCCGCUGUCUGGCAAAUCUCAUGGAAGCCCUGCCGGCCACCACAUCAAAUGUUGUCUAUGGCCACGCCGUUCCUAUUCUGUGCCAGAAGCUGCUCGAAAUCUCGUUUAUCGACCUGGCCGAGCAAGCGCUCAGCACGCUGGAGAAGAUUUCACUCGAGUACCCUUCGACUAUUGUUCGCGAAGGUGGCUUGACCGCGUGUCUCUCCUACCUAGAGUUCUUCGCGACUAGCACGCAGCGUGUCGCAGUCACUACCGCUGCAAACUGCUGCCAGAAUCUCGACCUUGAAUCCUUUCCCGUCGUUCGAGAUGUCAUGCCCAUCCUGCUCAAUGUCCUUGGAAGCAGUGACCAAAAGGUCGUGGAGAAAGGCUCCCUGUGCGUCACGCGCAUCGUCGAGAGUUUUAGGUUCCACCCUUCAAAGCUGGAGGAGCUCAUCAGCGUCGACCUGCUCAGGGGCAUUCUCCGUCUGCUUCUCCCGGGCAGCACAAACUUGAUUGGGGACCAUAUCCACACGCAGUUCCUUCGGGUUCUUGCUAUCGCCGCGCGGGCGAGCCCCCGCCUCUCAGCCGAGCUCUUUAAAAUGAACGUGGUCGAGACGCUCUAUCAGAUCUUGACUGGUGUUUCGCCGCCGAGCGGCACCGACGAUCUCGCAUCGAAACUCGACAGUGUCCUCAUCAUGCAGGCACUAAUCCACCGCCCCCGGGAUCAGAUUAUCGAGACACUCAACGUUAUCUGCGAGCUCCUGCCGAACCUGCCAAGAUCGGCGGAUCCCGCCUUAGUCGGCCUUCCCGAGGUCGGCUCUUCCCCGGAAUCCGUCUCGGCAACCUCGUCGGGUUCUCGCAAGAAGACCUCAAAUGAAAAGCGGAUUGAACUGUUGGAAGACUGCAAGGAAGAGGUCCGGCGAUUCUCCAUGAUUUUGUUCCCGACACUUACCGACGCCUACUCGAGCACUGUCAACUUGACUGUUCGUCAAAAGGUCUUGAUGUCCCAACUCAAGAUGCUUUCGAAUCUUGACCAGGCGAUUCUCGUUGAAGCCCUGAAACCCGUCUCUUAUGCCUCCUUCUUGGCUUCCAUCAUCUCACAGCAGGACCACCCUUCCCUGGUCUUGUCUGCCGUGGGAGCCGCUGACCUACUCAUGAGGCGACUGGGAUCGGUAUACCGGUACCAACUCUACCGCGAGGGUGUCAUUUCCGAAAUCACGAAGCUGGCCAGUCAGGAUCUGGAGCCUGAAGCAAAGCUUUCGACCAAUGGGUCCCCGUCCCCGGACCCGGAGACGGCUGAGCCAGAAACGGAGCCCGAGCCGGAGUCGAACAGGUCGUCCGCAGAGCCCGCCGACGACCGAUCUGACCAUGCUGAGUCCGAGAGCGAGGAUGAUGAGGGCGAGAAUGGGGAGGCUGAGGAAGAGGACGAGGAUCGCUCUCACCACUCUUCAGAUGAUGAUGAAGACGACGAGGGUCAGGAACAUGACAAUGAGGAUGACCAGAACCGUGACGACCUAUCGGCCUCUCCGUUCAGUUCCGAAGGCUCGACGAUGUCGAUUUCUGGCCCUCCGGGACGGCUCAUCUCGGAUCUCCCUUCCAUGAAGGCGAGAAUCAUCGCGAAUGCCAAGCGCUUCCUCGAAAUACACGAAAAUGAAAAGGAGUCCAAGGCAAUGAAGAAGAAGGCCACCGAGAUCCUUGACAACCUGUCGGCGCUGGCGUCCGAUAUCGAGAACUUUUACCUUCGACGUGCCUUCCCGUCGCAGCUCGCGCUUGAGAGUGGCACCGAGCUUUUCAGGAAGCUGGCGUCAUACUUCGACUCCGACCUAUUGGAGAGUGUCACAAGUGCUGAGCUGCUCGCGUCCGGCGUUGUCCGUGUUCUUGAAGAGGUCCUGAGUAACCCCGAUGAGCAACUUGCCGUAGCGGCACAGACGGCAUUCCUGCAGGUUUUUAUGGGAUACACAGUCAAGUCGAAGCCUAAGACCGCUACCGCCGACUCUCCAGCCACUCCUCUCAGCGUCCUGAUCCACAAGCUUCAGGAUCUGCUGAGCAGGUCCGAACACUUCGAGGUCAUUACCGUUCACCACCAAUCGUUUGAUAGUAACCGCAGCAGUGCGGCCUCUAUGCUCGCAAAGCAACUCCGGCUCAAACUCGUGGCAGAUGAAGAUUCGGACAUUCCUCGGCACUACCGAAACAUCAUGGUUUCGAUCCACGCCAUCACGACCUUCAAGUCCCUCGAUGAUUACCUGAGGCCGCGGAUCAGUCUUUCAGAUAGACCCCGUGGCUCCAAACGGGACGCGGUUUCUCGCGCCUUGGCCGCAAUGGCCAGCUCGGGUCUACCCAUGAGUGCGGCCGCAGCUCGCCUCAUGGAGCGCUCGUUCCCCCCGUCAAGCGGCUCGAAUUCGACUCCGCCCCCUCCUCCCCCGGCUGCUGCUUCUUCGCACUCUCCCACGCCGCGGUCGGCGCGGAAAUCCAAGUCCAGGUCAGACCCGCCGAAUGAUUCCCCGGCGACGCCUGAACCAUCGUCCUCGAGGGAGAAAACUUCUCUGCGUCGGUCCUCUCGUCGCCAAGCCGUGUCGGAUGGGGAUACGCCGGCGCACCCGCUGCCUGCUGCCGAGGACAAGUUCGAAAACUCGCUCGAGUGUGCUGACGAGAGACAACUGUCCGAUGACGAGGAGAUGGGCGACGACGGCGCCCUUGAUAUGGUUGGUGACGUCGACGAGGGAAUGGAGGACGCGCCUACCCCAGAUCCCUCUGCGGUGAACUUGGAGGUCGCAGGAGGCAAAGUGACUGCCCGCAAGGAGGACGGAACCAAGGUGCCAACGCCGUCGCAGAGUCAGAGUCGGCCCACGGCCGCGUUGCCCAACCGCUCAAGUGCGUUGACGUCGGCUACGGCAAGUCCAACCCCAGCCGCGUCUUCGCGGCCCAUGUCUUAUGCGGCUGCCAUCCAGUCGGUCCCGCAAGACUGGCAUAUCGAAUUCAGUAUCGACGGCAAAGUCGUGCCCAAUGAUACCACCAUCUACCGAGCCGUGCACAGCUUUGCAAAGAACACUGAUGAUCAAUAUGGCCGCAAUAUCUGGUCGACCGUGCAUCCCAUCAAGUUCAGGCGGGUGCCCGGCGCUCCUCCAGCAGAGUCUGCCGCCUUUGGCAGCACGGCUGAGAACGGGUCGGACGCCGAGGAGGGUGGCACACCUGGAUCUCUGUCCAAGUCACCGGUUACUGCAUCCAUCCUGCGCCUCCUCAAGAAACUGCACGACCUCAACGCCAAUAUUGACGACGUUCUUGCCGAAAACAAGGAGACGCUAAGGGUUAAUGUUGAGCCCCUGUCGCAGUUCGUCAACACCAAGCUUACAGCUAAGCUGAAUCGGCAGCUCGAAGAGCCGCUGAUCGUGGCGAGCAACUGCCUCCCUAGCUGGAGCGAGGACCUGGCAAGGCUUUACCCCUUCCUGUUUCCGUUCGAGACCCGCCAUCUCUUCUUGCAGUCCACCUCGUUCGGCUACGCCCGAUCUAUGAGCCGCUGGCAAAACGCCCAGUCCCAGGAAGAGGCUCGAAGAGAUCGUCGGGACGAGAGGCCAUUCCUCGGCCGUCUGCAGCGUCAGAAGGUCAGGAUCUCUCGUUCCAAGAUUCUCGAGUCGGCCGUCAAAGUCAUGGAGCUCUACGGCGCUUCUCAGAGUAUUUUGGAGGUCGAGUACUUCGACGAAGUCGGCACUGGACUCGGGCCCACGCUCGAGUUCUACUCAACUGUCUCUAAAGAAUUCUGCAAGAAGAAGCUGAAGCUAUGGCGUGAUAACGAUCCCAACGGACAUGACGAAUAUGUCUCUGCGACCAACGGGCUCUUUCCCAGGCCGCUCAGCGACGAAUUUGCCGCCUCGGAGGAAGGGGAGAAGAUCUUGCAGCUCUUCAAGAUACUGGGCAAGUUUGUCGCACGGUCUAUGAUCGACUCACGGAUUAUCGACAUCAACUUCAACCCCAUCUUCUUCCGCAUCGGCGAUGAGUCCGCCGCUGUUCGUCCCUCUCUGGGGGCGAUCAAGUCUGUCGACCCUGUCGUUGCGAAGUCGCUCAUGGUGGUUAAGAAGUUUGUUUCGGCCAAGAAGGCGAUCGAAGAGGACCCAAACCGAUCCGCGGCGCAGAAGGUGAUCGAUAUCGAGAACAUCGUGAUCGACAAGAUCCGCAUUGACGACUUAUACCUGGAUUUCACCCUACCUGGUUACCCCGAGAUUGAGCUCAUUCCCAAUGGAGCGCAGACUCAGGUUACCAUUGAUAACGUCGACCUCUAUUUGGAGAAGGUGAUCGACAUGACUCUGGGAUCCGGGGUCCGUCGACAGAUCGAUGCGUUCCGGGCUGGCUUCUCGCAGGUGUUCCCGUACUCAGCGCUGAGUGCGUUCACACCGGACGAGCUGUGCUCGUUGUUUGGGCGGGUAGACGAGGAUUGGUCUUUAGAGACUCUCAUGGACUCGGUCAAGGCGGAUCACGGGUACAAUAUGGACAGCAAGACGGUUAGAAACUUGCUGCAGGCCAUGAGCGAGUUCACGCCGGCCCAGCGCCGCGACUUCCUGCAAUUCACUACCGGGAGCCCCAAGCUCCCCAUUGGCGGCUUCAAAAAGCUUACGCCCAUGUUCACUGUGGUCUGCAAGCCUAGUGAGGCGCCCUACACGUCGGACGACUAUCUCCCCAGCGUCAUGACAUGCGUGAAUUACCUCAAGCUGCCCGACUACUCGAGCAUUGACGUCCUGCGGGAGAAGCUCUUCACGGCCAUCAAAGAGGGCCAAGGGGCGUUCCAUCUGUCGUAAUGAACAAGGACGCUGCGGCAGAGGGACAAAGUUAAUGGUUUCUGUACUCAUUGUAGUUGCAUUUGUUGUGAUUUUCUUUGGCCUCGGGCGGACGAAAACCCUCUUCUUCCUUUUGGUAGCUGCUUUUUGUUGAGGAGCGCGUCGUCGUUAUCAAAUUACACCAGACUGGGCAGCAUGGCAUGAACUCGGCGUGGAAAGGACUGGCAUUCAGGGAUGGGCUUCGACAUGACAUGAAGAAAACUCGGCGAUCUGGUUUGUUGGG
This is a messenger RNA of Thermothelomyces thermophilus ATCC 42464, 6157 nucleotides long. RefSeq lists its product as uncharacterized. Gene Ontology annotation, biological process: proteasome-mediated ubiquitin-dependent protein catabolic process; protein polyubiquitination. The record is from RefSeq and is a predicted model, not a curated record. Bases 142 to 5895 code for a protein of 1917 amino acids. The transcript has 5 exons. Gene Ontology annotation, molecular function: ubiquitin protein ligase activity. NCBI's taxonomy places the organism in Eukaryota, Fungi, Ascomycota, Sordariomycetes, Sordariales, Chaetomiaceae. Gene Ontology annotation, cellular component: nuclear speck.